UUCACUGGUCGCGGUUAUUGUCAGAGAUAUUGUGUCUAGUGUUAACGAUGGCUCUUCUUAUGGAGCACCAAUUUAAACAGCUUCCAGCCGAUAAACAAGUGGAAACUAGAUCAUUCUUGGAGUCGGUGUCAUAUCUUCCGCCAUUCUUUGACUGCCUUGGCUCUACUGUUUUUGCUCCAAUUAAAGCAGACAUUGUAGGGAACAUCACAACAAUCAAAGCAGUUUUUGACAGCAACCCUAGCAGGUUCAAGACCCUCCAAAAAAUCCUGGAGGCGGAGAAGGAGCUGCAUGGAGCAGACUGGCCCAAAGUGGGAGCCACCCUGGCACUUAUGUGGCUAAAGAGGGGACUCCGGUUCAUCCAGGUCCUGCUGCAGAGUCUGGUGGAUGGAGAGAAGGAUGAGAACAACCCUGACCUUAUCCGUGUAAAUUGCACCAAAGCUUAUGAGUUGGCCCUGAAGAAGUACCAUGGUUGGCUGGUGCAGAAGCUCUUCAAGGCAGCCGUGUUCGCAGCUCCCUACAAGGCAGAUUUCCUGACGGCGCUGUCCAAGGGGCGGAAGGUCAAGGAAGAGGACUGCCUGGACAAAAUCCGACAGUUUCUAGUCAACUUUACUGCCGCUAAUGAUGCUGUCUAUGAAAUGUACACCAAGAUGAAUGCCGAGCUAGAUUACACCGUGUGACCACGCAAGCUAACCCCCGAUUCCCUCAAUGAUCUGCCCCCCAUUGGGACAAUUACAAGCAGUGAGAGUUGCUAUGCUUUCCUACAGGUUUGUGUGUGUGUGUGUUUGUUAGAUCCGGUGUUGUGUCACACAUCCAGUCUGUGCUCUUUAAGAUCUCCUUUGAGUGCAUUUGCUUGCUGCUCUUAAUCAGUAUGUUUCUCUGUCAACUGUUUAGUGGCUUAUUUUCAAUGCCUCAAACUUUCUUACAGGGAAUAGCUUUCAAUAGGACCCGAGUCUCUACAUGGCGAUUUGUGUUUGAUUGUUAUCAGGUUCACUAGGCACAAAAUGAAAGAAAACGUACUGAAAUGGGGAGGAACUACCUGGACUUAUCCAAUAAGGAAUUAUCAUUUUUGUUUUCCACUGCAAAUCGUUUUAAAACAUUUGCCAUUUCUUGCCCCAAUAGAGCAAAACUGCAGAUGCAUCUGAACUGUCGAAAGUAUAGUCUAUGGAUAAACAUUUUGGUCAACUGUAAUUUAUUUUCACUGAAAUACAUAUGUUUUAGAAUUACUGUAAUUAUAAAUUCAUCUUACCCAAGUAACUUAGAUAUUAUUAUUUUGUGUAUGUACGUUUCAUUGAGUUUAUUAUACACAACUGCAUAGCGGGCAGUUCCAUAGUACUCUUUUAAAACUACUAACAGUAGAGAUGGAGGAAAUGAUUGUAUUAGUAAUUGCUAUUUGGUAAUUGUUUGUAGUCACAUGAGUAACCUAUGCACUUUGAGAAUGUUUUCGAGGAUUGUGGUAAAAGAAUAAUCAAAACCAAAAAUAUAUUUAGUUCAUAAUUAUGUAUUUUCUUAUGAUAUUUGAAUAAUAAUAUACAAAUAUUUGUAUUUUAUAUUAAUGAACCUUUUUAACUCUGCUGGUAUGUGAUUUAUUGAUUCUAUCUACUUGAAAAUGUCAUCUAUUUCUUAUUUGUUUAUAUGUUAGAAUUUUCUGACUUUGAUAAUGCAACUGUAUCAUUAGGACAGUAAAUAUAAAUAAAAAAAAUGUGUGUUAUUUAUUCUUUGUUAAAUUUCCAUCCUAAGAGCUGAUUCCAUUGGUACAUCAAUGUGAUUGUGUGUUACUAAAUAUAUUGUGGUAUUGAUUAGUGUCUUAUAUAAUCAUAAAAAUGCAAUUUUACAUAAUCACAUCUUGGAACUCAAAACUAAAUCUG
Salvelinus namaycush (lake trout) is the source of this 1865-nucleotide messenger RNA. RefSeq names its product glycolipid transfer protein. Gene Ontology annotation, biological process: intermembrane lipid transfer; ceramide transport. Lineage: Eukaryota; Metazoa; Chordata; Actinopteri; Salmoniformes; Salmonidae. Gene Ontology annotation, molecular function: ceramide 1-phosphate transfer activity; ceramide 1-phosphate binding. The coding region runs from base 48 to 677 and encodes 209 amino acids. Gene Ontology annotation, cellular component: membrane; cytosol; cytoplasm. The transcript is spliced from 5 exons. The record is from RefSeq and is a predicted model, not a curated record.